Molecule: messenger RNA, 1703 nt
Organism: Silurus meridionalis
Lineage: Eukaryota; Metazoa; Chordata; Actinopteri; Siluriformes; Siluridae
Gene: cxcr4b
Product: chemokine (C-X-C motif), receptor 4b
Exons: 2
Coding region: 117-1187 (356 amino acids)
Biological process (GO): immune response; chemotaxis; brain development
Cellular component (GO): membrane
Molecular function (GO): chemokine receptor activity
Source: RefSeq, a predicted model, not a curated record
GUUUAAGCUGAACCUCCUACCUGACAGGUUCAGACUGAGAGACUAAAAGACAGUGUGUGUGUGUGUGUGUGUGUGUAGAAGGUUCUGCACCGUGGACUGAACAGUGUGUGAACAUCAUGGCUUACUUCGAAACCAUCAUUUUUGACUAUGAUGGUAACAGCUCUGAAGGAUCCGGGAGCAUGGAUCCUGAAGGUCUGGAGGAGAUCUGUGAUCAAAGCCAGGACUUCCAAAAAGUUUUCCUGCCCGUUGUUUACGGGAUCAUCUUCAUUUUAGGAAUUGUGGGAAAUGGACUGGUGGUGGUGGUGAUGGGAUUCCAGAAGAAGACCAAAAACCUGACGGAUAAAUACAGGCUGCAUCUAUCGGUGGCUGAUCUGCUGUUCGUGUUGACGCUGCCGUUCUGGGCUGUGGACGCCGUGAGCUCGUGGUACUUCGGGAAGUUCAUGUGCGUCGCAGUGAACAUGAUUUACACCGUGAACUUGUACAGCAGUGUCCUCAUCCUGGCCUUCAUCAGCCUGGAUCGAUAUCUGGCCGUCGUACGAGCUACAAACAGCCAGGCAACGAGAAAGCUCCUGGCUGACCGCGUGAUCUACGUAGGGGUCUGGCUUCCAGCCAUGCUCCUCACCGUUCCUGAUCUGGUCUUCACUAAAGUCCAGAACAACGGAGUCAGAGACAUGUGUGAUCGGAUCUACCCUCACGAAGCCAACACGGUGUGGAAGGCAGUGUUCCAUUUCCAGCACAUCCUGGUCGGCUUCGUGUUGCCCGGUUUGGUCAUCUUGAUCUGCUACUGCAUCAUCAUCUCCAAACUGUCCAAAGGCUCCAAGGGUCAAGCGCUGAAGAGGAAAGCGCUGAAGACCACCAUCAUCCUGGUGCUCUGCUUCUUCAUCUGCUGGCUGCCCUACUGUGCCGGCAUCCUGGUAGACACGCUGGUCAAUCUCAAACUGGUGUCAGCCGGAUGCUACCUGGAGAAAGGUCUGAACAAGUGGAUCCUGGUUACCGAGGCUCUGGCGUACUUCCACUGCUGCCUCAACCCCAUCCUCUACGCCUUCCUGGGAGUGCGCUUCAGCAAAUCUGCACGGAGCACCCUGAGCAUCACCAGCAGGUCCAGUCAGAAGUUUCUCACCAAGAAACGAGGACACAUGCCCUCAGUAUCCACUGAGUCAGAGUCGUCCAGCGUGCUCUCCAGUUAGCGCUGAGAGGAACUCCUCGCCCUGGGGGUUUUCCAUCAGACUGUUUGGACUGGUUUCAGAAACGGCUAAAGGACUAAACUUUUUUUUACAAAACUACGCAAUCCAGUUCCAGCUGGAGAUUUUUACACGGAUUUUCACGUUUGUUGGACUUUAUCUCGAUGUUUAUACGAUCAUUUCUUGAAAAGGUUAAUACAUGUUUAUAACUGCUUUAUAACCAUUUCGUAUAGAAGACAAUAGCAAAAAGCUGCUUUUUCACACAGUGUCAUUUUUUUUUGCAAACAAAUUUUUCACGUCAGUUCCCAGAUGUUUAGUCGGUCGUGACGUUUCCACGUACAUGUGUAAAUAUGUUGUACAUAGUUGUGUGUAUGCACUUACGUCUCUUUCUUCUAUUUAUUGAAACAAAUCUGUAGCUCACACUGAAGUCGUUAGCUUUGCGUGGUGUGUGUGUGUGUGUGUGUGUGUGUGUUUCAUUUUUGUUAAGUAGCAUGGUGUUCUGAAUAAAAGGCUUGAUGUUCA